This is a messenger RNA of Cladocopium goreaui, 507 nucleotides long. Lineage: Eukaryota; Dinophyceae; Suessiales; Symbiodiniaceae. The record is from the annotation of a GenBank genome assembly.
CAGGAACGAGAAGCCCGGCGCAUCGAGGAAGAGCGAAGGCAGCUGCAGCUCUUGAAGGAAGCACAGGAAAAGCGAAGGAAGUUGGAAAAUGAACGCAAGAAGAAUCUCGGUGGAGUCUUUGCGCUUUCAGCCGACGACUUCGAGAAGGAGGAUAAGGAGGAGCAAAGCAAGGCGCACGCGGCGCAAAGCGCCAUGGAUCGCCGCCCCGAACGGCUCGACCGGAUGGACCGGAUGGAUCGGCCGAGCCGAAAAUCCAAAGAUCCCAAGCCACUGGAUGACUCGACACCGGGGACCGGCUUUGAGAAGUGCUGGAAGAACUGGGACUUUGCCAAGGCAGACGACCCCGGGGAGGUGGCGCGGCAGUUCAUGCGCGUCACCGCGGCCAAGCGCCGCGGCUACGCGCCGGACCGCCGGGACGGCGGGGGCCACGGUGGCCACGGUGGCCACGGUGGGCGACGGAGCCGGAGCAGGGGGCGGUGACCAGAAACCGAGAAGCGAUUCGCCAAA